Corapipo altera (White-ruffed manakin) is the source of this 2256-nucleotide messenger RNA. It is a transcript of the gene GNG12, whose product is annotated as G protein subunit gamma 12. Gene Ontology annotation, molecular function: G-protein beta-subunit binding. NCBI's taxonomy places the organism in Eukaryota, Metazoa, Chordata, Aves, Passeriformes, Pipridae. Gene Ontology annotation, biological process: G protein-coupled receptor signaling pathway. Bases 178 to 399 code for a protein of 73 amino acids. Gene Ontology annotation, cellular component: heterotrimeric G-protein complex. The record is from RefSeq and is a predicted model, not a curated record. The transcript is spliced from 4 exons.
GGGGCGGGACGGGCCCGGAGUGGGCGGGGCCUCACCGCGAUGGGCGGGGCUUCCGCGCCCGCUCCCGUCGCCCGUGGAGACACCGGGAGCGGUGGUGGGAUCAUUACACCGAUAAAAUCAAAGCAAGCCGGACAGGUAGCAAGUCUGCCUAUGUAGAACUUCCCUGCUCCACUGAAAAUGUCUGGCAAAACAGCCACCACGACCAACAACAUUGCUCAGGCCCGAAGGACCGUGCAGCAGCUCAGGAUAGAAGCCUCAAUAGAGAGGAUAAAGGUGUCCAAAGCCUCGGCAGACCUGAUGCUGUACUGUGAGGAACACGCCAAGAAGGACCCGUUGCUCAUGGGCAUUCCUGCUUCUGAGAACCCUUUCAAGGACAAGAAAACCUGCAUUUUGUUAUAGGAGAGGGGCAACUCCUCCCCAGCCCACCUAGGCAAGGCCAAGCACCAACACUCCGUAAGGUCCCAGCCGUUCCCUGGCUCGGAGCGGCUGCUCUUUUACCAUGUGUCUAAGUCCUUAAGCUUUCCAAAGCGUUCCUUCUGAUCCUUAUCUUUAUUAGGAAGCUGAAUUCAUGUCUUUCCUGGACAAGGGAAUGGGAGCAGCACUGGGGUCUCUGCACAGGGGGGUCCUGGUUGCAUUUGCCAAGUCAAACAAGACCAAAGUUGCCUGAGCUUUGCUGAUAAAGCAGAGGCCAAGUCGUAGAGAUCUGAUGAAACAUCACUGGGUUUACAUUUUUUUAAAUGAUUAAUUUUUUUGGGGGGGGGUGUGCCUGUGCUGGCAGCACCAGUUCGUGCACAGGUACACUUAAAGUGCAUUUUCUAGCAAAAAAACUACCUUGCAAAAUGAUUGUAGCAGCUGCUGAGGAGCUCCAGGAAGCUGUGCCACAACGUUCCUCCUGCUGGCCUCUCUUCCCAGUGGAGAGUUGAGAAUCAGAGACCUGCAGAUUGCUUUUUCUGCUUUUUAAGAGUUGAAAAAGCAGAAUUUUCAGCUUGGAUUCUGCUGCUCUGCAUUUUCCUCUCUAAUUUAAAAUCCAUGUUAGUAUAAAAACCAUCCUGUCAAAAGAAUGGAAGUCUGGAACUGCCCUGGCAGGAAAGAAUGCUGCCCUCACUCACAAUCCCUGUCACAUUCUGUGCAGGGAGUCAGAAUUUGACUCUUUUUUAAAAAAAAAUUCAUUUUUAAAGGGGAAAAAUGCCAAAUUAUAUUCAGCUUGUGGUUCUGCAUUUAUAAUUGGAGGGCCUUUUCAUCAAGUAUAUAUUUUAUAUAUACACAUAAUAAAAAAGUCUUUCUUCAUGUGCCUGUGUAUAUAUAUAUAUACAUAAACUUUGUAUUUAUGCAAAUAUUGCAUAUUAACAGCAAAUUUGGAAGGGUUUGAAAAUAAUACUGACUUCAGUUGGCUGCAAAUGUCCUUUUCUGCAUCCUGCUGAAGUUGUGAUCUGCCAUAACUGCAUUUCUGUGAGGAUAUUUACAGACUUUAUUAACUACUUGUCAUUUAUGUUGCAUAUUUGUCAUUUCUAUAUGAAAUUAUAGACCCACUAUUGAUAUAUAUUGAGAACUUAUAUCUUUGUUUAACAAGGCUCUUUGACAAAGAGCUCCAAAAUCAGCCUGACAGAGAAUUGUGCUGCUUAUCCUGUUCCUACGUGCAGAUUAUUUUUAUAGAGUAUUUUUCUAGAGGCAGUUGAAGAAAACAAUAAUGUAGCUCCACACUGAUUCUUUUUUAUUGUGUUUGUGUCUAUCAUUUUAUCACACACAUAGGUAGAAUUAAUGAGCUCAGUUAAUUACUCAGUUUGGGGUUUCAAGGCUGUAGCUGUUGAGAAUUCCAGCUGUGCCCAGAGGUAGCCAGGCAGGUACAUGGGGUGCAGGGAGGGAAAGAACCUCAUACUGUUACCUGAUUAUUGUCUUCCCAGCAAUCUGGUGUUCCCACAGGAAUCUGUAGGUUUAUUUGGUUAGAGAUCCCUGCUCCCAGCCCAAAACCAGCUCCCCAUUGUGGCUGCAGGGGGGCUCUUUGUGUCUGCCUUCUUUGUGUCUGCCCUUGAAUAAAGCUCACCAUGGGGGCUGGGUGGUGAUCCAGCUCUGGGACCCUGGAUUGUGAUCAAAAUGUGGGGCCCUGGUGGGUGAUCCAGCCGUGUGAUCCAGCCAGAAAUCCAGCAGUGAGACUCUGGUGAUCCAGCACAUCAGCUUGCAUCUGACAGCAUUUAAUCUAUAGAUAUUCGGUGAACUCACUAUUUUUUAUAUAUAAUAUAUAGGGACAUGUGAAAUCUG